ACGACGAGCCACCAGAGAUCACGUACAUCGUGGUCGACUCGGGUACUCUAACGUUGCAAAAGAUGACACCCACCCUGCCCAUGCCCGAAAAGCCUGAAUUGGACAGACUAUUCGCCGAGUUGGUUGAAGAACUUGAUUUAACUGCUACCAAUAAAGCAGCUAUGCUGGAACUUCCCGAAGAAAAGAAAUGGCAAAUUUAUUGCAGCAAAAAAAAGAUAUUAGAGGAUCAAGAAAAUACAACAGAUCUUUCACAAUCGCCUGAAAAUUACAUUGAACGUAUACAAUCGUUGAAUGGGGAUGAACAGGAAAACAUCAAGUUAUUUGAUUCUCUAAAGACUGCUCUUCGUACUCAGCCUCAUAGCUUUGUACUAAGAUUUGUCCAAGCUGAUGGAUUAGUUACCCUUUUAGGAGUUUUGUCAUCUAUGAAUUAUGAUACUCAACAAGGAACUAUGCACACAUCAAUUAUUGGAUGUAUAAAAGCCCUUAUGAAUAACUCUACUGGAAGAUCUCACGUGCUAGCACAUCCAUCCGCUAUAAGUACCAUUGCUCGGAGUUUACUUACUGAAAAUCCUCGUACCAAAGUUGCUGUAUUAGAAAUUCUUGGUGCUUCUUGCUUAGUUCCAGGAGGCCAUAAGAAAGUUCUUGAUGCUAUGACAGACUAUAAGGAAUUUGCUCAUGAACGUGCCAGAUUCCAAGGCAUUAUUAAUGAUUUGGACAGAAACACUGGCAUAUAUAGAGAUGAUUUGACAGUUAAAACAGCUAUUAUGUCAUUUGUAAAUGCUGUUUUAAGUUAUGGACCAGGACAAGAAAGUUUAGAAUUCCGGUUGCAUUUGAGAUAUGAAUUUCUACAAUUAGGGCUCAAGAAUAUUAUUAAUAAGUUAAGAGAACAUGAGAAUCAGACAUUAGAUAGACAUAUGGAUUUCUUUGAUAUGGUCCGUAAUGAAGAUGAAAAUGAAUUAGCAAGAAAAUUUGAACAGGAGCAAGUUGAUACUCAAAGCGCUACUUCUAUGUUCGACUUAUUACGCAGAAAAUUAAGCCAUUCUCCUGCAUAUCCUCACUUUUUAUCACUUUUUCAGCAUUUUUUAUUGCUGCCCCUUGAGUAUGGAAGCCUUCCACAGCACUGGCUUUUGUUUGACCGAAUUGUACAACAGAUAACUCUUCAAACCGAUGCUGGUGCUGAUAAUGAUGUAUCACCAAUUAAUAUUAAUGUCAAAGAUAUUAUUCAACUUUUGGCUAAAGAAGAAGAACUUGUUGCUGCAAAAAAUAAAGCUGAAGAACUCGAAAAAGAAAAUAUCAGUAUUUCUGCUUCACUUGCUAAAAAAGAACAAGAACUAGAUUUAAGAAAUCAAGAAAAAGAAGAUAUGGAAGCCAGUAUUUCAAGAAUUAAAGAACGUUUGGAAAAAGAAAUAUCUAUUCACUUGGAAACAAAACAAAAGAUAUCUGAACUCGAAGAUACAACAAGUGAAUUACAGCAUAGAAUUACUUACGAGCAAGCGGAGAGGAGAAAGCUAGAAGCAAUGCUUACUAAUGGAAGUUUACCAGAUGAUGCUAAAGUCAAUUUUAGCGUGCCUCCUAUGUCUUCUAUUCCACCUCCACCACCACCACAACCAAUAACUAAAAGUUGUGGUCCCAUUCCACCCCCAGCACCACCACUACAAAUCCCUCAAUCAAAUCUUCCACCGCCACCUGGUUGUCUUCCUCAAUUAGUUGGCAGACAAAGGUCUGUUGAAAUUCCAAAACCAUCUGCUCCGCUGAAAUCCUUCAACUGGGCUAAAUUACCAGAAACUAAAGUGGCUGGCACUAUAUGGGCUGAUAUUGACGAAGGAAAAAUGUAUUCAUCUAUUGAUCUUGAAGCAGUUGAUAAACUAUUCUGUGCAUACCAGAAUCAAAAGCCAACAAAUGGCACAACAACAGCUAUUAAUGAAGGAUCGUCUGAAGAUCUAAGACAAACUGGUAAAAAUAAAUCCAAAGUCUUAUCUGUUAUUGAUGGCCGUAGAGCUCAAAAUUGUACUAUAUUGUUGUCCAAAUUGAAAAUGUCUGAUGAAGAAAUCGCCAGAGUUAUAUUGGAUAUGGAUACUAAAGAUGUUUUACCAUUAGACAUGGUUGAACAACUGUUAAAAUUCACUCCAGGCCCAGAUGAAGCAGCUUUAUUAGAAGAACAUAGUUUUGAUUUGGACAGUCUAGCCAGAGCUGACAGAUUUUUAUACGAGAUUUCCAAAAUUGCACAUUAUGACCAACGUCUUCGUAGUCUAGUAUACAAGAAGAAAUUUAUUACCUGGACCGGAGAAGUUGAAGGUAGAACCAAAAUUGUGAUGGAAGCUUCACGUGAAGUAGCUCGUUCUAGAAGAUUAAGAAAGUUAUUGGAAAUUGUAUUAGCUCUUGGAAACUACAUGAAUAAAGGAGCCAGGGGCAAUGCUUGGGGUUUCCGUUUAUCAUCUUUAAACAGACUUACUGACACUAAGUCAAGUUCUGUUAGAGGCAUAACAUUAUUACAUUACAUUGUUGAUAUGGCCGAUAAGAAGUUCAAGGACAUUUUAUUAUUGGAAGAAGACUUACCUCAUGUAAGAGGAGCUUCAAAAGUAAGUUUGGCUGAACUUGAAAAAGACAUGUCACAGUUAAGAAACAACCUGAAAGAAGUUGAACGAGAAAUUGAGUUCCAAAGAGUACAACCUGCUGUACCGGGUGAUAUGUUCCUACCAGUAAUGAAAGAAUUCUUAACUACUGCUACCUGCCGAUUUUCCGAGUUAGAAGACUUAUUCCAAGAUAUGAAAACUAGAUUUGAUAGAGCAGUCAGAUUAUUUGGAGAAGAUAAUUCUACAAUCCAACCUGAUGAUUUCUUUGCCAUUUUUGAUUCUUUCUUGACAGCUCUUUAUGAAGCACGUCAAGAUAACUCCAGUGUUAAAAAGAGACGCGAAGAAGAAGAAAAAAGGAUWAGACAAGAAGUGGAGUUAAAGAAAUUAACUCUUGAUCGUAAAAACUGUAAAGAUAGUGCCAGUGUUUUGUCAAAUGGAUCUGGAAGUCGUCAAGUUUCUAUCAAUGGCACAUCUGGUGACAAAGCAGAAUUUGAUGAUCUAAUUUCGGCCUUAAGAACAGGUGAUGUUUUUGGGGAAGAUAGUAUGGCAAAAAUGAAACGUAGUAGAAAAUCCAGGCAUUCGCCUMCAGCCAGGGAACAUAGCAGGGACAGAGUAUUAAAUGUUACUCGAAAAAAAUAAAAAAAUAAUGUUUUUAUGUGUAUUUAUUGUUUAUUUAAUUAUAUUAAAAAUGACUUAUUAGUAGUUCUUGCAUUUUAUUCUACUUUCUGUGAUAUACAUUAUGUCGUGUUCAAAAUUGUGUAUUGACUACAAGUCCAACCUAAUUGGCUUGCAAAUGCUCUCCUUCAUUUUCUUGUAUAAUUUUAUUCUUUUAAAUUAUGUUUAUUUUUAUUUUUUUAACUAAAUUAUUUAGCUGUAAAUUGUA
Diuraphis noxia (Russian wheat aphid) is the source of this 3456-nucleotide messenger RNA. RefSeq names its product disheveled-associated activator of morphogenesis-like protein (gene DAAM). Lineage: Eukaryota; Metazoa; Arthropoda; Insecta; Hemiptera; Aphididae. Gene Ontology annotation, biological process: positive regulation of actin filament polymerization; actin cytoskeleton organization. Gene Ontology annotation, molecular function: small GTPase binding; actin binding. The record is from RefSeq and is a predicted model, not a curated record.